AUGGGUGGCUCCUCGACCGAAGACAUAUUUUUAGAAUUGGCCAUUAAGCAACCAAUUCUAUCGACUGCAACUAGUUCUUCUGAACAAUCUAAUGCACGAUGGCCCCCAGCGAACCAAAGAUUGGUCAACUCAAUACCAGUCACAUCUGGGCAGUUUUCAGAAAUUAUAUUGAAAGAUAAAGAUAAUAUUUCUAGUUCGAGUUCAACUUCAAUAUCCGGAUUUAAUUUUAUUGGAAACACCACAAGCAAAAAUCCCUCACAACAAGUUUCUAAAGGAUCCGAAAAUAAUUUAUCAACUGAUAAGAUUACGGCUGAACUUUCAACUGAUGCAGGAUUCAAUCAUUUAGCUUUUGCCGUUUCAAACAAUGAACAACAUAAUCAACUCCAAUCACAGAUUAAUUCGAUACAUUCAAUUCAUUCUUCGCCGCAACGUUCAUCAGAUCAAACAAAGACGACACGACGUUUAAGAUCAAAAGCAAAUAAAGUUUCUUUGACAGAACUUGGCAUUGAUACCGGUCGUACCAUUUCUUCAACGAAUGUAAAUAACAAUCAUAAUAAUGGAAUUUCAUUAUCAAAUUUUUCAUUAUUGAAUUCGCCACCUCCAUCUGCAAAAAUAAGGAUGGAACAUUUGGAAACGGAAUUAUCAAGGAUGGAAAAAGAAAUGAAUCAAGUUUCAGAUAUCCAACUUAAAGUUUUUCAAAAACGAAAUAAAGUUCAUGAACAAUUAGCAGAGUCAUGGGGAAUAUUGAAAUCACUUGAAAUUGAUCAAUCAAACGCGCUUUCUAAUGAAGAUUAUACUCAAGCUGACAAACUAAUGCAUGAAAUACAAGAAAUUCAUAACAAAAUCAAGAUCCUAUGUGGUGCUCUUUCUGGCGUCGAACAAGCAUUGGAUGAAUUAAGAGAAAAACAAGUCCAUUAUUUAAAAAGUCAAGCUGAUACAAGUAGGUUAUUAGAAAAAGAACUUGUUAAGAAAAAGAAAGAAGAAGAAGCUACUUUUAAACAAUAUGAGUCUGAUAUGGAAAAUUUGCGAAACAUCGAAACCAAACAAAUUAAUGAAAUGAGAGAACAAUUAGAAAAAGAUCGCAGCGAAAUUGUUUUAGGACUUGAUUUAUGGAACAAAAGUGUCGCGGAAUUAAAUGAAAGAAUAGAGGAACGUGUUUGUGUUGAAAAAUCAGAACGUGAAUCCCUUUAUAAAAAGCGUGAACAUAUUCAAACGCAAAUUGCUGACCUUUUAAGACGUAUUGAACAACUUCGAAUUGAAGAUGAAGGUUAUAAACGACAAAUAGAAGAUAUUGAAUCAAAAAUAGAAACAAUUUCUAAUGAAUUUCAUGAUGAAAAAGAUGAAAAUUCCAAGGAAAAAGCAGAAUUGGAACGAAAGGAGCAUGAAAUAGAAAACAAAACGAGACAAGUGGAAGGAUCAGAAAAUAAUUUACAUCAAAGACUUGAACAUUAUCUUCAGAAACAAGAAUUAGCACGUUCCGAAUUAUUAUCAUUGGAGCAACGCAUUAAUGAAGUUGGUUUUCUUGCUAAAACUCACCAUGAAGAAGCCAUAGAAGCCGAAAAGUUAAUUGAAAAUCUUAGGAGUCGUUCUCAAAGUUAUUUAGAGUCACAAAUCGAAGAAAGUGAUACUGAAGUCAAACGGUUAACUUCUAAAGUUAUGCAUGACCAACAAACUUACUCAAAUGUACAACAAGAUAUUACAACUAUUGAUUCUCAAAUUCCCUCAUUGGAAGAACAAAAAAAGUUAGCAAAAAGAUUAUAUAAUUUCAAAGCUGCUGGUCGUUUAUCGAAUCGAAUUAAAGAUCUUCAAUCUACACGUAAAGAACGUACAAAAUUUUUGGAAUCGAAGCGUUCAAGGUCAGAUUUAUGCGAAGAAUUACAGGAAUCACUUCUCCAACUACGAUCAAAAUAUGAUGUCGUCAAUCAACAAAAGUUAAAUACUUUAAAAAUUUUAUUACAAAAUGAAAUAAAAGGAUUAGAAUAUCGUAUUCAACAUGUUCGAAUGAGAUUUAAUCUUUUGGAUGAAAAAAAAAACAAUCAGAAGGAAUUAUCUGAUAUUAAUAAGGAAAUUAAAGAAAACUUAAAAUUCGAAAGAAAAAUUUCGGAUCAUUCUUUAAAUGCGACCCAACUUGAAGAGCUAGAAGCUCAUAUACAAAAAGCUGUAGAAGACGAAAAUUUUGAUCUUGCGGAAACUUCGGCUUGGAGGGAGGAACAAAUGAAACUAGGUGUCGUGAGGGUAAAGUCAAGUACUGAAAAUCCCCUGGUUAUAACUCAAUGUGAACAAAGUAUAGUCGAUGCAGCAAAACGUAUCGAUUAUUUACAAAAGGAGUUAGAUAAAUUGCAUAUUAAGCAACGUAAUGUUCAACAAUCAUAUCCGCAACAUUCAUAUCCGCAAACUUCGUCUACACAACAACAACAAUACCAAGAUUAUUCUACCUCAGGAAUUAUCAACUCGCGAGCAAUUCCUGGUAUAGUCGAUGCAUCGACUCAAGUAACUCGUAAAGGCGGAUUGUCAAAUUUGGACCUUAUUAAAGCCGACUCUCCUAUUACCUCCCAGAAAAUAUCUCUAAGACUUCAUGAAUUGGAAUUUAAACUUGAUGUUGAAAAGAAACUUAAAGAAGGUUCUGAAAGAAUGAUCAAUGCAGUUACAUUACAAGAUCCAAAAAAUAAAAAAGGACUUCUUGAAGUUCAAAACAGAACUAUGGAAAGUAAAGAAAAAAUUUCGUUGCUUAUAAACUCAUUACAAAGAUAUAAGGACCUUCACGUUAGUGGAUUGGACGACGAUGAAGAAGACGAAAUUGAAAGGGCAAAUCGAAAUGCCCCAGGACUUCGACGUCCGGUUACUGGGAGACUUGAUAUUCGUAUACAUCAGACUCGGUAUACCGCACAUGCUCCUAAACGGGCGAAAAAAGAUGCUGAAACUGUUAUUGUCAUUAAAAUUGAUGGUUCAACUAAAGGGAAAACCCGCAUUUCCCGUAAUGAUCGUUGGAAUGAAGAUUUUGUAAUUCAUGUAGAAAAGGCCAGCGAAAUAGAAAUUACAUUAUACGAUAAACCUUAUGAACAUCUAGUACCUAUUGGUCUUUUAUGGAUUAAAAUUUCUGAUAUCGCUGAAGAACUUCGAAAGAAAAAAAUUGAGGCUGGUAGUGGUCCAGGAUGGGUAACAGCUUCUAAUGCUCAAUUCGAAAUGCAAUCAUCACCAACUUCCCCCAACAAUGAACCUUAUAGUAUACCAUACGAUUCUGCUCAGUAUCAGCAAAGUACGGGAUCGGUAGUUCUACCAGAUGGUAUUGAAGCUUGGUUCGAAAUUGAACCAGUUGGUCAAAUAUUAUUGAAAUUAGACUUUGUUAAAGAAAAUGCUCGAAAACGUCCCCCCGAUGCAGGUCUUGGUCGAGCAGGCGCUUUCCGCAAACGUAAGGGAGAAGUGCAUGAACAGAAUGGUCACAAAUUUAUUCAACAAAUAUUCUAUCAGAUUAUGAAAUGUUCAUAUUGUGAAGAAUUAUUUGUGAAUGAAGGAUUUCAAUGUGAUGACUGUAAACUAACGUGUCAUAAAAAAUGUUAUACUAAGAUGGUCACUAAAUGUAUUUCCAAGACUAAUGAUGAGAUGGUAGAAACGGAUUCAGAGUAUAAACAACUUAAACAUCGUAUCCCACAUCGCUUUGAAGAAAUCACCAAUAUUACAGCAAAUUGGUGUUGUCAUUGUGGUUAUAUGCUCCCUCUCGGAAAAAAGAGUGCCAAGAGGUGUUCUGAAUGUAAUAUAACAAGUCAUGCAAGGUGCACCCAUCUCGUACCAGAUUUUUGUGGAAUGACCAUGAGACGUGCCAAUGAAAUGAUCCAACAAAUUCAAAUAGCAAGAAGAACUUCAGAAGCAUCAAGUCGUUCUAAUAGUAGUCAAGAGCUAAAUGUUGGUAAAAUACAGGAUCAUCAACACUCUCGUCUUCCAGCUACUCCUUCGCAAUGCAUUCCUUCACAAAUCCAAAUGCCAUAUUCCCCAGUGCAACAAUAUGAUUAUCAAGGUACUGAGGAAAUCCGUAAUCAAUAUGGUCAAACGUCUGUCCCUCCACCUAAUCCCGUUGUUCCAUCCGAUAAUUCUUUCAUUAAGCAUAAACGUAAAGUUGGCUUGGAUGAUUUUAACUUUCUUGCCGUUUUGGGUAAAGGAAACUUUGGCAAGGUCAUGCUUGCUGAAGAAAAAUAUGCUAAGCAACUUUAUGCUAUAAAAGUGUUAAAGAAAGAAUUUAUCAUUGAAAAUGAUGAAGUAGAAAGUACUCGAUCCGAAAAGCGUGUAUUUCAAGCAGCCAAUCGAGAACGUCAUCCAUUCUUAUUAGGUUUACAUUCUUGUUUUCAAACUGAAACUCGUAUUUAUUUUGUUAUGGAGUAUGUCAGCGGUGGUGAUUUGAUGUUACAUAUUCAAAGAGAGCAAUUUACUUAUCGUCGCGCACAGUUUUAUGCGGCAGAAGUUCUACUAGCUUUAGAAUAUUUGCAUAAGCAGGGUAUCAUAUACCGAGAUCUUAAACUUGAUAACAUAUUGCUUACGCUUGAUGGACAUAUCAAAAUUGCUGACUACGGUCUUUGCAAAGAAGAAAUGUGGCAUGGAAACACGACAAAUACAUUUUGUGGAACGCCAGAAUUCAUGGCACCAGAGAUUCUUUUGGAACAACGUUAUGGCCGUGCAGUAGAUUGGUGGGCAUUUGGUGUUUUGAUAUAUGAAAUGCUUCUAGGUCAAUCACCAUUCCGAGGUGAUGAUGAAGAUGAAAUAUUUGAUGCGAUCUUGGAAGAUGAAAUUCUUUAUCCUAUAAAUAUGUCUAGGGAUUCUGUUUCAAUAUUACAGAAGUUACUUACUCGAGAUCCGGAUAGUCGUCUUGGCUCAGGGAAAAAUGAUGCUGAGGAUAUUAAACGUCAACCAUUCUUUAAAGGAGUUAAUUGGGAAGAUAUGUUUUAUAAGAAAGUUCCACCUCCAUUUUACCCGUUAAUUGCUUCCCCAACUGAUACUUCCAAUUUUGAUGAAGAAUUCACGAAAGAAUUACCAGUUCUUACUCCCGUUAACAGUCAAUUAACUGCAGAUAAUCAAGAUGAAUUCCGUGGAUUUUCAUAUGUUUCCGAUUGGGUUGUCAAUG
Diversispora eburnea is the source of this 5110-nucleotide messenger RNA. The record is from the annotation of a GenBank genome assembly. Lineage: Eukaryota; Fungi; Glomeromycota; Glomeromycetes; Diversisporales; Diversisporaceae.